Molecule: messenger RNA, 1749 nt
Organism: Malurus melanocephalus (red-backed fairy wren)
Lineage: Eukaryota; Metazoa; Chordata; Aves; Passeriformes; Maluridae
Gene: NMNAT1
Product: nicotinamide nucleotide adenylyltransferase 1
Exons: 5
Coding region: 143-997 (284 amino acids)
Biological process (GO): NAD+ biosynthetic process
Molecular function (GO): nicotinamide-nucleotide adenylyltransferase activity; nicotinate-nucleotide adenylyltransferase activity
Source: RefSeq, a predicted model, not a curated record
GCGGGGACAGCGGGGAGAGCGGCGGGGAUAGCGCCCGGCUUGAGUGGGACAGCGGGGAGAACAGCGGGGACAGCGCCCGGCUUUCUUGUAGUGGCUGGUGCCUGGCACCAACAUUCUCCACUUGGCUCCGUGGCUGGGAGAAAUGGCCAUGGAAGAUGCUGACAGGAAGACUGAAGUGGUACUGCUGGCCUGUGGGUCCUUCAAUCCCAUCACCAACAUGCACCUGAGGCUCUUUGAGCUGGCUAAAGACUACUUCCAUGAAACAGGAAAAUACAAAGUAAUCAAAGGCAUCAUUUCACCAGUGGGCGAUGCAUAUAAGAAGAAAGGUCUGAUCAGUGCAAAUCACCGAGUGACCAUGGCAAAAUUGGCUACAAAAAACUCUGAUUGGGUGGAGGUUGAUGAUUGGGAAAGCUGCCAGAGUGAGUGGCUGGAAACACUAAAAGUUCUAAGGUAUCAUCAUCAAAAGCUUUUAUCUCCCGAUGUCACUAAUAAUCUGCAGGAUGCUGUACCMUUAACAAAGCUGGGACGAAAGAGGAAACAGGAACCAAAUAGGCAUGACCCCAUUAAAAAGAAAAAUCWGAGUCCAGAUGUAAAAAGUGUCCCACAGGUUAAAYUGCUUUGUGGAAGUGACAUGCUGGAAUCUUUUGGGAUCCCCAAUCUGUGGAAGUUGGAGGACAUCACYGAAAUUGUGGAAAAACACGGCCUUGUAUGUAUCAGCAGGGCUGGAAACAAUGUUCAGAAAUUCAUCUACGAAUCUGAUAUUUUGUGGAGACAUAAGAAUAACAUUCAUCUUGUGGAAGAAUGGAUCACAAAUGAUAUUUCCUCCACCAAGAUCCGGAGAGCUCUGCGGAGGGGCCAGAGCAUUCGCUACCUGGUACCCGAUGGAGUCCGGGCGUAUAUCGAGAAGAACAACCUGUACAGUCCUGACAGYGAGGACAGGAAUGCUGGGGUGGUCUUGGCUCCCUUACAGAAAUAUGCAAGUGACUCCAAGAACUAGCAGGCACUAAGCAGCCACAGUCUGCUGUGGAAAAAACUACGUUUCAGUACAGGGAAGUGUGUUUUCUAGGGAUUGGUUGGCUAAUUCCAUGCAUCUGUAGUUACUGAUGAGGUUUGGUGCACUCAGUGAUUGGACCUACGAAACCUUUUUCAAGUCCAAUAAUAAGAUUUGCACAUUUCAACAUUUGGUCUCAGUGCACUGAACUGAGUAUUGCAACAGUGCUUUACUACCAUAACCCCCUAACACCAAAUUAUGGGUGAAAUGUUACCAUCUGAGUCCAGAGGAAACAGUAAUUUUCAUYUGUCUGUGCCAUUCUUGGUUUAGUGUCGGUUAGAGAACAAUAUCCAGCUGCAAACAGGAAAGAAGCUCUGACGUCCUGAGUUCCUACUCGCAUGAUCCUGUGAGUCAUGAGGGUCAAUCUGCCAGCUCCAAAAAUGGAGCUAAAGUUCGGGGAGACUUCUCUGCAAAGUGUUAUCCUUUUAUUCAGCUUAACACGAGUCAGUAAAUAAAUAAAUGUAGCUAUAGGUGUGUUUCCUCACAUGUAAAUCCCUUAUUUCCUCACUUGAAAAUUUCCUAUAUCCUUUGUCUUCAAAGUCAAGCRUCUUUUAUUCACUUUUCAAAACACAUUGCUGGAUCUUUAGGGAUUUCUAUCACUUCUUUGCUGAAGGUGAAGUCCCACACUGAAGCUUAUCUGCUGCAUCCUGUUCUCUACUGCCUGUGUGCUCUGCCACAAUGUGUAGCAUCUAAUAAAG